Messenger RNA from Neurospora tetrasperma FGSC 2508, 471 nucleotides. RefSeq lists its product as uncharacterized. The transcript is spliced from 2 exons. The record is from RefSeq and is a predicted model, not a curated record. The coding region runs from base 1 to 471 and encodes 156 amino acids. NCBI's taxonomy places the organism in Eukaryota, Fungi, Ascomycota, Sordariomycetes, Sordariales, Sordariaceae.
AUGCCCAGCAAGCGUAAACAUCAGGCUCAUCAUGGCGGCAUGAUUGAUGGCUUAGGUGGUAGGUGUCGCUUCCCGUGGAUGGUCAAAAUUGGAACCAAGCCGGCGACGGGAGCGGGCGCAUCACUGGGGCCUUCAGUGGGGCCUUUGGGUACUAUGAAGCCUGCUCGACGGGACGAAGACGGAAGAGCCUGGGUGCUGGCCACCUCAGGCAGGACAAGCUGGCGGGGAACGGGAUUGACGGGAAUUGCGGGAGCCCCAAGGGGGAAGAACCCACCCCAAAAGGAUGACUGGGGCGGGGCGAGGGGAGGGCCGACGGCGGCAGUGAUGGACGAGCGUAGUGAGGUUCGACCAGAAUUCAACGGUGGUACUUCCGUAGGGCAGCAGGACAAGGGGCAACCUAGGCCCAGCGGAAACGCGCGGGAGCAAAGCACGAAGCGGGCGGGGUCAACGUCAACAUUCUCCAAUUCAUGA